AUGACGGCCUUUCUGCCCGUCAACGUCACCCGCCCGCCCCUCGACCUGAACCGGGACUUGGACAAAGACCCAGACGCCCGCCGCGCCCCGGCCCCCGACCGCCCGGUCGCGCGAGACGUCGCCGACCAAGCCCUGCCGCUGAACUCUUCCACCACAACUACCACCACCGCCGCCAACCACACCGACCGCAUCAGUCAGGCUGCUGCCGCUGCCGCCGUCGCCGCCGAUCCUGCAAGAUCCAGUCUGCCUCAUCGCCGCCCUGCUGUGCCCAAACACCCCAGCCGCGACGGCUCGUCCACCCAGGAAGACAUGCAGGCCCACGAGUCGGAGGGAGAGCACUAUGCCAGCGAGAACGAGCCCGAGCCGCCCGACACCGCGCCCCCGUCCAAGAAGAAAAAGGGCCAGCGCUUUUACUGUCGCGAUUUCCCGCCUUGCAACUUGAGCUUCACUCGAAGUGAGCAUUUGGCUCGACAUAUUCGAAAACACACCGGUGAACGCCCCUUUCAGUGCCACUGCUCUCGUCGAUUCUCUCGUCUGGACAAUCUGCGACAACACGCACAGACCGUCCACGUCAAUGAAGAGAUCCCCGGCGACUCACUGGCCGCCUCUGCCACACGCUUCCAGCGCCAGGUGCGGACAGAUCGUAUCCGACCUGUGGGCAGAGCCCGCGCCGGCACUGGUGGCAGCCCAGGCAACCAUGGUCGCGGCCACGGCCGAAACUUAUCCUCAUCGAGCAUCACCUCUACGGUCUCGUCCUUCAGCCAGGCCGCGGAAAUCAGACGUCGCCCGCCGCCGUUGAUGAUGGCAGGCGAUGGCGCGGCGAGAGCCAGGCUCUCCUUGGAAGCCACUUCAUCGCCACCCACGACUCCCCCGCAACAGGCCCCCCUGCUCUACCCAGGACAGUCGCCCAGCACGACGCUGUUCACCCCCUCGUCUAGUACCUACGAGUCCUUCUUCGCAUCGCCUUCCUCCGCCACCGACUACUGGGGAGAGGGUACGCAUAAUCGCCGACUCUCCGUGCCUUCGGGGAGCAGAUACGAUGCGGCCAACGCAAUCCGCUACCCGGCGCCGGCUCGACCGCUCGUCCCCGCCGGCCAUCCGUACACUGCAGACGGCUUUGUCUACCCCCCGACGAUCGUUCCGACCCCACAAGAUCCGCAGCCGCCGUUUCCUCCUGAGGCGGACUGGCGGAGAAGGACGUGGCAUCCUGGCUCCGGAUCCACCCGCCCGAACCCCGGUGGAAUGUGGAUCCAGGACUCCGUCCCUGGAAGUGUCCAAACUGGGUAUCCCGCGAACCUGCAGUCGGUCCCGAAUCACCCGCAAAGGCUACCCGGCAUCGAGAGUUUCGAUCAAAUGCAACAGAGCCCAUUGGCCCCUCCCCGCCGCGAACCAACGCCCAUGCAGAUCGACGGCCCUGGCCCAGCUGAGCCAGCGACGCAACAGGCACCCGCUCCUUCGCCGUUUCCGGUGUCUUUUCGCCCCCAGAUGCCCGCGUCAAGACCGCAGCCCCCCAUCUCAGGACCGGGCCAUCGACGAGGGUAUUUCUCUCUGGAUAUGACGCUGCAUAGUGGUUUGAACAAGCUUGGCCUUCAUGAGAACACCGAUGCCACCCGCUGGUCUCGGAACAACGGUGUGCCGCAGACUAGCCAGCCUGAACUGGCUCCUGUGGCCGCCGAACGACCCGCUGACAGACGUCAUGUUCCCUUCGAUCCAGUACCCAGAGCUGAACAGCCCAACCGGAACAAUGUCAAUGGCCAUGGCUGGUAUGACGGCAAAUCUGCACCUCCUCCGCCACAGCAACGACAGCCUACUUCCUCUCCCCGCGUCCUGAACGGCGACACCGCUCCGCAGGCCAGCAUGGACUAUCUGACGACUGUGGUACAGCAUGACCGUGGAGCGGAACGUCGCGACUCACUGGUCUCAGGGGAUUAUAACACUUCGUCGCAACCUCCUGCCCGUGCUAAGCCACAAGGGGACCCGUUCCCCGGCUCAGCCGGCGGCGAUGCUCGACUGCAGGCUCUCGUUGCUGUUGCGACGUGCGAGAGCAAUAAAAGAGACGCAUAG
Ophidiomyces ophidiicola is the source of this 2064-nucleotide messenger RNA. RefSeq names its product Up in starvation protein (gene USV1). The record is from RefSeq and is a predicted model, not a curated record. Bases 1 to 2064 code for a protein of 687 amino acids. Gene Ontology annotation, biological process: regulation of transcription by RNA polymerase II. The transcript is spliced from 3 exons. Lineage: Eukaryota; Fungi; Ascomycota; Eurotiomycetes; Onygenales; Onygenaceae. Gene Ontology annotation, molecular function: DNA-binding transcription factor activity, RNA polymerase II-specific; RNA polymerase II cis-regulatory region sequence-specific DNA binding.